AGUGGGCAGCUCUAAUUUGGAUAUUGUCGACGGUCACACUGCGUCAGCUGAUUUGAUAGACCUGAGUUCGUUCUUGGUAUUCUGGAAAGUUUGCAAUACUUUCACAUUUUUCGAGUUGACGGUCCAAGUGUUUCUCGACGUCGUCUCUUUUCAUUUCUUUUCAUUUCUCUGAAGCGAGUGGUUCGCCAGCGGUUCGUUUUAUUUUCUCGCCCCGGAGCAGAAAGAAUCGUGUCGCAUCGCAUCUAAUAGCACGCGCGUCGGCAGAAAGUGAAAAGUGUUUAGUGAGUCGUCGGUAGUGCAAUGAUUCUGGAGGUGGAACAUCCUAAGCAGGGCAUCGCCAAUGCAUGCCAUGCCGCGCGGGCAUCGCAGUACCGGUGGCGGUUCUCGCACAAGCGGGACCUGCACUUCCAGCCAGUGAGUGAGGAGCAGCAGAAGCCAUUGCACCAUUACUACCGUAGCCUGAUGGCGGGCAAUCGCCGCUGCGGCGGUCGCGUCGUCAGCCGCCACCACUACUUCAAGCACAGUCGCGCCUUCCUGUGGUUCCUGCUGUGCAACAUGCUGGUCUCCAUACCCCCCACCCAGGCCCAGCUACUAAUCAACGUCCAGAAUCAGGGCGGCGAGGUGAUCCAGCAAAGCAUUACCUCCAACAUCGGCGAAGACCUGAUAACGCUAGAGUUCCAGAAAACAGACGGCACGCUAAUCACCCAAGUCAUUGACUUCCGCAACGAGGUUCAAAUCCUCAAGGCCCUGGUUUUGGGCGAGGAGGAGCGCGGCCAGAGUCAGUACCAGGUCAUGUGCUUUGCCACCAAGUUCAACAAGGGCGACUUCAUCUCAUCAGCGGCGAUGGCCAAGCUGCGCCAGAAGAAUCCGCACACCAUCCGCACCCCCGAGGAGGACAAGGGUCGGGAGACCUACACGAUGAGCAGCUGGGUGCAGCUUAACCGCUCCCUGCCCAUCACAAGACAUCUCCAGGGCCUCUGCGCCGAGGCCACGGACGCCACCUACGUCCGGGACGUCGACCUCAAGGCCUGGGCGGAGCUUCCGGGCUCGUCGAUCUCCAGCCUGGAGGCAGCCACCGAAAAGUUCCCGGACACCCUCUCGACCCGCUGCAACGAGGUGAGCAGCCUGUGGGCGCCCUGCCUCUGCACCUUGGAGACCUGUAUCGGGUGGUAUCCCUGCGGGCUCAAAUACUGCAAAGGCAGAGGUUCGCAGGGGGGAGCGGAUUCGUCGGGGGCGCAGCAGCAAACGAAUUACCGCUGCGGCAUCAAGACCUGCCGCAAGUGCACACAGUUUACCUAUUAUGUGCGCCAGAAACAACAGUGCCUCUGGGAUGAAUGACGGCGCGGAGAACUGCAGCUGAUGCAGAUGCAGAUGCGCUGCGCCAGGCGGCUGCAGAAUGGCACCGAUGCCUGUCCGGGCGUGGGAAUUGGCAGUGAAACGGAGGCAGCAACAGGAACAACGACACCAGCAACAAAAAAAGGCCAAGAUACAAUGGCGACAACAACGACUACCAACAAAUUACGCCAGUUGCUUUUGUUGGUGCAGCAGCAGAUGCCUUUUGCUCUUUGGAGCUUUCCGGUCCAUCAGAUUUCGCAAUACCAGCCCUAUUCCCAUUCCCCGAAGCAGAAAAUGCCUCAACAGCAUCAGCAUCAAGUUGCCACCACAUUGCAUCACCCAUCAUCAUCAUCAUCCAGGUCCACAUUCACCUCCACAUCCACAGCCACACUGGCGACCAUCGUUGCGUGAUAAUGAGCGCUUGGAAUAUCCAACGUUCCCACCCUCUCCUCGCCCUCGAUGCCCAACAAAGAAGAUCUGAGUGUUGUGACACUUUUUCAGCUCACAAUUCAGGAUUCUGGACACCAACACUGGAGCUGCAACGAGGAG
Molecule: messenger RNA, 1884 nt
Organism: Drosophila ananassae
Lineage: Eukaryota; Metazoa; Arthropoda; Insecta; Diptera; Drosophilidae
Gene: oaf
Product: out at first protein
Exons: 4
Source: RefSeq, a predicted model, not a curated record